This is a messenger RNA of Aspergillus nidulans FGSC A4, 1590 nucleotides long. Its product is annotated as DHHC family palmitoyltransferase. The transcript is spliced from 2 exons. The record is from RefSeq and is a predicted model, not a curated record. NCBI's taxonomy places the organism in Eukaryota, Fungi, Ascomycota, Eurotiomycetes, Eurotiales, Aspergillaceae. Gene Ontology annotation, molecular function: palmitoyltransferase activity; protein-cysteine S-palmitoyltransferase activity. Gene Ontology annotation, cellular component: vacuolar membrane. The coding region runs from base 1 to 1590 and encodes 529 amino acids.
AUGGCCACAUUGGCCAUGUCAACACCCUCGUCACCGACCUGGCCGAAGCGCCGACCGAAAGCAUGGGCCAUGCGCUGCGAGCGGUACUGCUGUGCGGCCGCGAGUUACUUCCCUCUGGCGUUCGUCUACAGUUUGACAACAUGGGCGGUGUACGUUGAAGCCAGCGUGGGUUUAAAACCUAGCAGUAGUUCUUGGAUAGGUAUGUUGUUGCAGUCUCGUAACCUGUCUACUCUACUCACGGCUUCCCUCUGCAGGACUACCAAGUUCGAUCCUCGGCGUCGUCCUCUACCUAGCCCUCAACAUUUCUUAUACAACGGCCGUCUUCACAGAUCCCGGAUCACCUCUAGUGGUGGGGGUCAUCCAUACAGUGCGUUACCGAUUACCGAGUUACCCGAAUAUACUUCCUACACCGUCAACUCUACCGGGGGGUCGCGGUUUUGCAAGAAAUGCCAAUGUCCGAAGCCGGACCGGGCGCAUCACUGCUCCACGUGCAAGCGGUGUGUGCUGAAGAUGGACCAUCAUUGUCCGUGGCUGGCGACUUGCGUUGGGCUACGCAACUACAAAGCGUUUCUGCUUUUCCUCAUUUACACGUCGCUGUUUUGCUGGGUUGAUUUUGGUGUCUCAGCAAUCUGGAUCUGGACGGAGGUUUUUAAUGACACACGGUAUAUGGACGGUAUACUACCGGUGAAUGUCGUGUUGUUGUCGAUUCUCGGAGGCAUCAUUGGGCUAGUUCUGACCGGAUUCACGGCUUGGCAUAUCAGCCUUGCCACCCGCGGUUUGACUACGAUUGAGUGCUUGGAGAAGACUCGAUAUGUUUCGCCGUUGCGGAAAGCGCUGGAUCGCCACCGUUAUGACGGCUUACUCGGCACCAACACCGGCGGCGAGAACCAAGAUACCUUCGGCAGCCGACUGCAAAAUUACGGAAACCAAAUAUUGGACGCCCAUGCGAAUGCCAUACCGGGGGUAACGCGCCCGGAAGAAGGGGAGGAAUCGAGCGACAACCUCACACCCGCACAACAAGCUUUGUCCCGCUCUUACGCGGAUCUGGAACGGCAACGCGAGCAUGACCGUUACGAAGACUACCUAGCGGAGCUCGAUAACGAAAAGAUGCCGCAUGCCUUUGAUCUAGGCUGGAAGCGCAAUCUGCUACACCUCUUUGGCGACAGGCCUCUUCAUUGGCUCGUACCUACGCCCACUACGACAGGGAAUGGCUGGGAGUGGGAGCCAAGCCGUAAGUUUUUGGAAGCGCAAGAGCGGGUGCGUCAGCAGCGGGAGCAAGUAGCGGAACAGCAACGACAACACCAACGUGAUUUGUACUUGCGGAACAUGAACAACAGCCGCGCCUGGCUGGGUAAUGAGUUACCUCCGGGGUGGACACCGGAUCAGCCAUUAAGCCACUCAGACGAUGUAGCGCGACCUGCUACUGGUGUUUCAAUGAAGACGCUUGCUCCAAGGUCUCCGCGGCCACGGCCGGGUGAGGAAGUCUAUGCGGAGGAUCUUGAUAAGGAUGAUUUUGUUCUCGAGCCAACGCGUGGUAAGGGAUCUGGAAAUCAGAGCUCAAGAGAGGAUGACUGGCGUGACUGGGAUUGA